AUGUCGCUCUUCGGUGGCGGUGGAGGGUCCUCCGGGACCGCUCCUGGUUCCAAGUCUCUCUUUGGAGCAACCACCUCAGGCACCAGCUCGGGACUCUUAGGGGCUUCUUCCUCAUCAUCUUCGUCUCUCUUUGGCGGGGGAGGCUCCUCGCUGUUCGGAAACAGCUCUUCUUCAAUUUUCGGUGCUGGAUCGACCGCCAAGCCUGCGCAGACGCCUGGUCUGUUUGGCAGUGGCGCAACCAGCUCCUCUUUUUCUGCUUCUCCGUCUUCUUUGUUCGGAAGCGCAGGUGCGACGGAGAAGCCCGCUGCUUCUGGAGGCCUCUUUGGAAGUACAGGCGCAAAUUCUUCGUCUUCGCUCUUUUCAGGCGGAGGCGCAGCGUCUGCUGCAACAUCUGGGGGCGGUCUCUUCGGUAGUGCUGCUUCAGGGUCUGCGUCAUCAUCAUCUUCGUCUUCCUCUUCUUCUCUUUUCGGGGGUGGAGGCGGUACCGCAAAUCCAGCAGCUUCUGGCGGCCUCUUUGCAGGUACAGGAGCUUCUUCUUCGUCUUCUUCUUCGUCUUCGCUGUUCGGUAGUGGAAGCUCGGCAGAGAAGCCCACUGCUUCUGGGGGCCUCUUUGCAAGUCCAGGAGCAAAUGCUUCGUCUUCGCUUUUUUCAGGAGGCCCAACGGCUACUGGGACAUCUGGGGGUGGUCUCUUUGGCAAUACCGCUUCUGCGAACUCCUCGUCGUCCAGUUCCUCCUCUUCUUCCUCUUCUUCGUCUUCUUCCUCGUCCUUGCUGUUCGGCAGCGGAGGCGCGACAGAGACGCCCGCUACUUCUGGAGGCUUGUUCGGAAGUAAAGGCGCAAAUUCUUCGUCUUCGCUCUUUUCAGGCGCAGGUACAGCAUCUACUGGAACAUCUAAGGGUGGUCUCUUCGGCAAUGCUACUUCAGCGUCCUCCUCUUCUACUUCCUCCGCUUCCGCUUCUUCCUCUUCUUCCUCGUCCUCCUCAUCUUCUUUGUUCGGAAGCGCAGGUGCGACGGAGAAGCCCGCUGCUUCUGGAGGCCUCUUUGGAAGUACAGGCGCAAAUUCUUCGUCUUCGCUCUUUUCAGGCGGAGGCGCAGCGUCUGCUGCAACAUCUGGGGGCGGUCUCUUCGGUAGUGCUGCUUCAGGUUCUGCGUCAUCAUCAUCAUCUUCGUCUUCCUCUUCUUCUCUUUUCGGGGGUGGAGGCGGUGCCGCAAAUCCAGCAGCUUCUGGCGGCCUCUUUGCAGGUACAGGAGCUUCUUCUUCGUCUUCUUCUUCGUCUUCGCUGUUCGGUAGUGGAAGCUCGGCAGAGAAGCCCACUGCUUCUGGAGGCCUGUUCGGAGCUCCUGCGACUGCGUCGUCACUUCUGCCAGGGGCUGCAGCGUCUGCAGAAACAUCUGGGAGUAGUAUCUUUGGCGGUGCUGCUUCUGCGUCGUCUUCCUCUUCCACUUCCUCUGCCUCUUCCACUUCCUCUGCCUCUUCUUCCUCCGCUUCUUACUCCGCUUCUUCAUCUUCUUUGCUCUUCGGGGGCGGCGAAGGGACUGCUGGAGCUGUGUCUGCGAAACCGUCUUCUCUUCCAGGUUCCUCUUCUCUCUUUGGGUCGGGGCAAAGCACAAAGGCAGCUGAGGCGCCUCAGUCUUCUCUCUUUUCUUCCUCGCGCCUUGCUUCUGCCUCUUCCGCCGGCGCCAGCGCUUCGUCUACCUCUGCUUCGGCGCCCGUGGUCGCCUCCUCGAUGGCAGCCUUGGCGGCGGGGUCUUCUCCGGAAAUCCGUAAGUGUCUUGUCAGCUACAUGCACCUGAAGUCGGUUUUGAUUUCGCUUUCGCUCUCGGAAUGCCCCGCCCAGGUCGAGGAGCUCUUUUCCUCGCCGCAGCUGCUGCAGCGCUUCGCCUCGCUGCUCUCCCCGUUUGAUCCUUCCGUGGACCGCGCACUGCCUCAGAAUAUUUCGGCCGAUCUGCAUGCGGCCAUCUCGGCGGUUCGCAAGCAGUUCGCGCAGAGGGCGGCGCGUCGGAGAUCGGCUUCCGACGCGACGGAUGCUGCGCGAGACCGUUUGGUGCCAUCCGAGGCGAUGAUCUAUGAGGCUCUGUCUGUGUUCCUGCUUCGGAAGUUCAACAAGCAGCAACAACUUCUUUCGCCGCGUUUUUCAGCCCCCUUUCUCCAGGAAGCCGUCGAUCCCGACGACCCUGUCACGAUGCGAGAAGUGGAAGACAUUCUCGUCGACGAACAGGUCGACUUCUUUUGGUGCCUCGCCUUCAUUUUUCGCACCGCGGCUUCUGUGGCUCCGUCGUCGAGCCGGACCCAGGCCCCGAAGCAGAGGACGCCUGCGACUCUGGACUCCAGCAGCGACAAAUCUCUUUCUGGACAGAAGAGUGAGAACAGGGACGCGCCUGCUUCAGGCCCGAAGCGCGACGCUGCGAAGAGUUCGUCGCUCGAACAGGCCUGCUUCGCCUUUGCGUGCUGUAUAGUGCGCGAGAAGAACAUCGAGGAGGGCCUUUUUCGGACCUACGACGAGUUGAGUCGACGCUUCGAUGGAUUGGAAAGGAGCGGUCGCAAAAGGUCUGCCCUGACCGAGGACACCGUGAAGCGCGAGGCAGCUCGCGCGUCCCGCUCUCCGGCUUUGCAGCAAGUGGCUGAGGAACCGGAGACUGUGAAGGCUUUGGCGGCGACUCUGCGCAUCCAGAAGGCGCUGCUUCACUGUUUCGCGGCGUUCUACCGUGCGAGGAAUGUUCUCGAGGCAUGCGCGAAGGAGAAGCCUGUCUCUGCGGCCGCUACGCUCCACCGCCUCGCCUCCAUGGUCACAGACGACUCCUUCGUCGGCGCUCUGGCGGCGAGCAGCAGCGAAGAUCGCCGCUUGCUCCACAGCUCCCGGCUUCGUCUCGCGGGCCAGGAGGUAGCCGACGCCUCUGCGCUUCUCCUCGUGGCGGCGUACCCCUUCGCCUUGUUUCGCGGGGCGCUGGAGGGCCAUCAGGAGGCGCGCGAGGCCCAGGAGACUCUCGCGCAACUCGGCGCGGCGGACCACUUUGCGGCGCUCCACCGCGGUGUCAUGACACCGCUCUUGAACGCGUUUAAGCAGCGGCUCGAGCGCGAGGGCGACAGCUGGGAUCUCUUGUCUCUUUCCUCCAUCGACCCAGCAGGCGAGCCUUCGCAGAGCGUGGAUAGUGGAGACGAGGCCGAAAGUCGAGGGCCUGGAUACCCGAGUGCGGAGUACCCCGACGCGCUGUACGAGCAGUUCAUUGCCCACCCGAGCGUGGUGCCCAUUGUCCUCUUUGCUCACGCAACGGCCCUCGCGCUCUUGAGCAGUGAGGACAAAGACGCUUCGUCGGCGGGGCGAAGUUCGAAGGAAGACUGCUCGCUGAGCGUCGCCGAAGUGGACGCCUUUCUCCAGCCUCUCCUUUUGUGUGGAAGUCCGUCCUUUGCGGCUGCGCUCGAGGCUCUGGUCGUUGUGCGCGACGGCUUGCGUCAAGCUGGCUCGGCUGCGGCUGCUGCGGAUCCCCUUCUGAGCAUGCAGCGGGAGAUUCUUCUGGAGUUUGUGCAUCUCCUGCUUCUCCACCUCCCUCUCCACCAUUUCCAGGGCUUCGAACCCCUCGUGCAUGCAGUCUCUGGUCUCGUCGACAGUCCGGGUGUGGCUGAGGACCUCUGGCUCCGCUUCUCGUCGCGUUCCGGCGCCUUCUUGUUCUCUCCUUCGGUCGCUCCAGACUCAGCCGGCCCCGGCGCCUCCACAGGCAAAGCCGCUGCGCUCGCUCGCGUGGAGCCUUCUUGCUCGCAGUGUGGCUGCUGGGGAGACUUUGUCAGUUCCCUCCAGCGUGAGACGCGCCUCACUCAGAGAAGGUCUUCCGGCUCUCGGCUCGCGAGCCCUCCUCGAUAUGGCGGCCUGUACGUUCUCGUCGAUCUGCUGCGCUGCGUCUCCUUUCCCUUUGGCCUCCAUCUCCUUCUGCAACUGGUGUCGGCGCUCGUUCCGCGUUCCCCGGCCUCUCGAGUCGUGGAGAAGGCCCCGGAGGCGGAGGCGGAGGACGCGGGCGACGACGAGGAAGUAGUUGUCGAUGCAACCUCGCUUGCGGCAUUUCUCGCUUUCCUCACAGAGCCUCUUCCAGGAAUCCUCCUUCCUCCGCUGCCGGAUUUGUUCUUGCCAGCCGACGCGGGGGACGAACGCGCCUUGCGCGGCGAGACUGCAGAGAACGCCUUGCCGAGACCCGGACCGUCGCCUCUGAGGCGUCCAUACGUCUCAGUUGGGCCUGUGCCUCUGGAACUUUGUCUAGGCGUGAUGCUCGGUUUCCAGGAACCACUGGUUGACGACAAGCGCGAGGUCGGUGGCCAGGGCCGAGAAGCGUUCUUCGACGCGUCGGCAGUCAGCGGCGGAGCUGAGGUCUGGUCUCUACUCCCUCGGGGAGUCUCCGCAGAAGUGCAGGGCCUCCCAGUAUGGCGCCUGACGAAUGCGGGUGCAACUGCAUGCGCGACGACCGCCACAGCACUCCGCCAGCGCUUCGAACUCGCGGAGGGCAGAAGCGAAGACUCGCGAAACCCAACGGCUUCGCUCCUGGCAAACGACUCGCGGCCGCCCUGUCUCGACGGCGAAGGCUGGUGGGGUGUUUCUACAGACGGGGCUCGCGCGCAGCCUGCCUUGCGCGUCUUGGAGCCUGGACGCGACAACGCGACUUCCCGUUGCGGCCGCCUGCUCUCGGGUGUCUCGGCGUCUUGGGGACCAGAACAGUCGGACUUUUUUCCUGCGGGUGAGAGCGGAGGCGAUGCAAGUGCGUUCAUGCUCCUCCACGCCCUUCGCGUCCGACUGGGAGGCAGAGAGACAGAGCGUGAAGAGACAGGAAGGAGCGCAAAGGGAGAGGAGAGAGAACACAACGUGGAGUUGCCUUGUCUCUCCCUCUUGAGAACUGCUUGGUUUGUUUUCGACGCCGGUCUCCAGUUUCUCACUCAGACGGGCAAACCCCUGCCGGACGCUGCACUCAAGUCCUUCAUCGCUGCGAGCGCCUUGUUUGCCCGACUGGCUGCUUGGCCACCGGCGAUGCGUCUCGUGGCGGAACUGGUGAUUGCCGAAGAAGUUUACAACGUCGGAGGCCCUGCUGCAGCUUUUUCGGUGAACGCCGCGACGGCUGCUGCUUCGUCGAAUGUCCGGGAGAUCCUCGCGCUCUUCCCACGAAAGGCGAAGGCGUCUAAAACGAAAGGCAACUCUGCAUGCACGGGGGAAGACGACAAGGCAGCGGGGGCAGACGCGGGAGAGAGCGAGGCUUCUGGCGACUCGGCCGCCGCCGUGGACGCAUUCCUGGAGUCUAAUCGAAGCAGCGCAGCCGUCGCCCCCUUCGCUCUCAUGCCGCGUCUCUUCGCCCUCGCGUGUCUUGCGGCGCAACAGCAACAGCUAAGAUGCAUCCUCCCGGAGGCCCUCACAGGUCUGAGGUGCUGUCUGACACCUUGUUCUUUGCAGAAUAUUUUCCACGUUUUUCGCCUGCUGUGGCCAGUGAGUGAACUGGGACCUUCUUCUUCUUCUCUGUCUCCGGCGCGUGAGUGUCGCUCUCUGUUUUCUCGCUUCUCUUCGCCUGACGAGGGGCGCCUGGAGACCCCGCUCGCCUCUCGGCUGCCGCUUGUGCUCCUCCAGCCGCAGACGUCUGAACUGCUAACAGUGGAUCUUGCUUCUCCUCCGGAGGCUGUGCACACCUACUGGCAAUUGCUGAUGCUGAUCUCCGUGGGCUCUCGCUCGCGGUCGGAAGCCUCGUCCUUGCGCCGGUCUUUGUUUCGACCGUUCUCUUCUCUCGCGUCUCCAUCCUCCGGUGCGUUCUUCCCCCCAGAGUUCUUCUCCUUAGAGUGCUUCUGUCCAGAGUUCUUUUCCGCGCCGUUCCUGAGUGUCUCCGAGGGUGUGUGGGGCGACCCCACGGGCGCCGGAGACUGUGGGGCGCGAGGUGGAACGGCGGGACUGCUGUCUCCCUUCUCGCUGCGGAGACUGCUGCACCUUCUCGGCGAGGCGAUGGAGGAAGAGAAGAGCGUUGGCGCGUACCCAGUGUUGAAGAGCACGCUGCUUCUUCUUCUAAACCUUCUGCAGCUCUGUCCACCCGCGGCGCUCACGCUGUCUUGGCAGCAGCAUGCAGCUCUGAGUGCGGCAACGGUGGCCGAGAGCGCCCGCGAGCUUCUGCUUCGCGAGCGCGAGAGGAGACGCCACGAGCGAGAAGAAAGCGAUCCGAGUCUUGAAGGCGAGGCCGAAGAACAUCCGAUGUUUCGGGCCUUCCUCGCGCCGUUCAGGGACCUCGCGCGCAUGCAGUUUGGAGCCCCAGAUGCGGAUGUGUGCGGCGACGGCGGCCUCCUCUGUCCACCUGACCUUGCAAGAGAGGAAACUGCAAAUAAAGGCGGAUCGCUCGAGGAGAGCUACUGGGUGCUGUUCCCGACUCCUGCUUCGCGCCCGGCGAAUCGCCGAGCCGGUUUGUUCCGCGGAGACAGAGAGGUCAUCGCUGUGGAGCCUGAAGAAGAGGCGGGGACCGAAAGCCGGGAGAGGACCGCUGCGGAGACAGGAGCGGACCUCACCUUCCUCGCCGAGUGCGCAGAGUCGCAGAGGCUGCGAGUUUUUCUAGAACGGCGACAACUGACGCAACUGGAAGAGCAAAGAGAUACUUUUGGCGCAAUCUGCGAAUUUCUCUUCAGCUCUGUCUGGACGAGACUUGCGAGCUGCUCCUUCCACCACUUUGCUCACCGCGCAGAAGUCGUCGAACUGCUUCUUGCCGCCACCACUGAGACACUCAGCCUCCUCCAGGGCGCCAAUCGCCUCCCUGGCGCAGGCGAGGAGACAUCCAGCUCUGUCGGGCCACAGGGACACCGUCCGGAGGACUCCAGGACUAAGAAAAGCCGCGGAGACAGGCAAAGAGACAGGGACGGAGAUCGAGAAAGGUGGAGACAGUGCGAGGCUUUGCGGGGCUCCGAGGAAGACGACGAGAGAACAGGGGAUCUGCAAAGGGAUGCAGACGCCCCGGGUACCAUCAAGGCGACUUUGGCGCCUGACGGAGGCGCUUGGGUCUUCACCCACGCGGGUGAGGCCAGGGCCCCGCAUUCGCGUUUCGAAAGAGAAAGAGACAACCGUCUCCAAAUUCUUUUCUGGGAUAAGCAGGGAGGGGUUUUCGCCAAACGAGCUGCCACGCUUGCGGUGUACGGACACGUCGAGUUGACGAAUCGCCUGUUGGAGCAGCUGUCGUCUUCAAACUUUCUGUCGUCUUUGGCGUCGCUUCUUCGGUGCAAUAUUCUCUUGGAACUCUGUCCGCCGUACGCGCGUUGUCAGGCGCUACCUACAGAGGGUUCUCCUUUUCUCUUUGCGUUUGUCAAUUCUCUUCUCCUCUCGAUGGCGUCUCUCGACUUCCACUCUCUUUCAUCGGUGGCCUGGAUCACCCCUCUGGCUGCGACCAUGCUGGGGACGCCACCUGUGCAAGCAAGGCGCCUGCGUUCUUCGUUUGCGUCACCGCUCCUCCUUCUUCCCCCCCGGGCUCCCUGCUGCUCAAAUGCCCGUGGCGAAUCAACUGCGCGAGGCGAUUCAACUGCCCCAGGCUGUCGAUGCUGCGCCUUCUGUUCUUCCGCUUCCUCCUUUUCUUUUUCUUCGUUUCCUUCGGCUGUAGGUUCCUCCUCUGGAAAUCUGUUCGGGGGUGUGCAAGCUGCUCCGACGUUCCUCCGGGAAACAGCGCUUGGCUUGCUGCCACGGGUCGUCUCUCUCCCCGCUGGGCCUUCUGAGACUCCCUACUCGCCGGUCUCGUCUCUGGGUCGCUGGAGCGCGCACUGGACAGGCCGCGCGCUCGUAGAAAAUGUUCCCUUGUGUCUCUCGGCUUCUGGACUCUCCGCGGUCUCGACGUUCUUCGCCUUCCGCGCAGCGCCAUCUUCGCGGCUCCUCGACACCGUGCCUGCGCUCCUCCCGGCAGAGGCCGCGCUCUGCGUCUCCGCGGUCACAAGUCCGAACACAGAUCGCUCGCAGAACAUUCUCUGUCUCGUCGCCCAAGCCUUUCUCCACCUUUUCCUCGCGACUGCAGUCUCCCCCACGGGCGCGGCUCUCGGCGCCUGCGAGGCCGCGACUUCCUCGCUCUCUCCUCCAGGAACCUCCUCCGCCUGCGACGCGAGCCUCCUACUGCCCCCCCAGAGGUCCCCAGACGGAGAGUCCCUAGGGCGCAGGAAACGAAAGAGCUUGGACACCCAGUCGACUUCCUGCGACUCUGCGCCGGGUCUCCUGCUCUCGCGACUCCAGAGACAGCUGUGGAAACUCGCUUUCUCGCCAGCCUCGACUUUGCCGGAGGAUCUGGGCAUCUCCUCGUCGCCCCUGUGGCCCGACGUCCCAGACCUCCUGCCCUCGCACCCUGGAGACGUCCUCGCGGCGCUCCAAGAGCAAGAGACGUUUCUACUUCUCUCGCAGGGUGCGGCUACGGUCAGGGUGUCUCCAGCGGCGCGGCGGCCCGUGUGGAGGCGAUCCUCUGGGACGACGGCGCGUGCUCCAGCCAACUUUGUUCAGUCUGUCUUCGCGCUGCUCGAGGCGUCCUCGCGUCUCAAGGUCGUCACGGCGUCGCUGCUGAACCUCCUGACCGUCGCCUCGCUUGGACUCCAGCGAGCUCGCAGAGGAAAGUCAGAGACUGACCCGCGCGGCGCGGACUGUUUCCCUGCAGGCCUGGGGUGUGAGGCGGUGGCCCCGGGGCGCGCUCAUGUCUCCUCCUCGCCCUUCGCCGUCUGCCUCACCUUCGCUCCGAAGGAAGUGCAGACCGUGCUGGAGCGCGAAGACGCGAGAGGCCAGCAGGUCGAGAAGGCGUCUGAGAAGAAGGAAGUGGAGAAGGCGGCGAGUCGGUGGCGAAGAAAACGGCUGCGGUUCGUGGACCUUCUUUUCCCUGGCGGCGUCCUCAGCAAGGGGCUGCGCGACCUGUACGCGAAAGAGCCGAUGAAGGAGUACCGCUUGCUUUUGCUGCAGCUGCUUUUGUUGCUUCUGUCAGAGCCCUCCGACGCGAACUGCGCGCCUCUCGCGCUUCAUCACGACCUCAUUUUCCUCGGCGGAGGCGGCGGCUUUCUCGACGGAGAAGAGAAGGAGGAGCCGCUUCUCUGGACCGCCGUGGACUUUGCGCAGCAGAUUCUUCUGGACGUCCUCGACACCGCAGCCGCUUCUUCUCUCGGGGACACAGAGGGCGAGAAGAGCCCGGGGAGUCGCACACAGCUGCGCCUGGCGUCUCUGGGGGACCUCAAGCUUCUGCGUCUCGGCCUGCUUCUCCUCGAGCAGCUCUGCUUCUCUGCAGGCGCCCAGGCCGUCCACCUUCAGCUGCUUCAGCAGACGGUGCUGGGCGUGAGGCGCCUCGAGUCGCGAGGCCGCAGACUGCAUACACAUCGUGGCGCGGGUGUCGACGACGCCUUCGUCGCCUUGACCGGAGGCAAGGGAGGAGGUCGAGUGGAAGAGAAGAGCGUCGGAGGAUGGAAACUUCUGCUGCGCGUCGCCCACAGCUUGCUCGCCACCUGGCAGCAGGUCGACUGGACUCGCGCGCGUCUGUGGUUAGCUGCAACUGCAUGCACGCCAGGAGUUCCAGAGAGCGAAGACAGCGGGCGGGUCUCGGAGGGCCAUGAGACGCUGCUGCCGCUCGCGAGCGUCGAGACGCCUGCCCUCGACUCCGGCGGCUCCGCGGUUUUUUCCCGACUCAUUUCGAGCGCAGGCUUCGACGUCCCCCUCUACGCCUCCCUCGGCGCCUCGACCGCGACCUCCGGUGUACAUACACCCGCGUUCUCGCGGCGACCCAGUGGGAACCUGCGCGCGAGCGUCUCAGGCAGGGACAGCGCGAAGGCAAAGAGCGCGGCGGGGGGCGAUGAGGCGGGGAGUGGCGCAGGCUCUGCGUCGAGGUCCUCGCUCUUCCCCAGAGCAUCUGGAGACGGCGGAGACAAAGGACCCGUCUUUUCUCCGGGCUUCGGAGACGAAGAAGAAGAAGAACUCGGCUUCGUCGCGAGUCUCGCGGCGAUUGAACUUUGCGGGGCUUUCCAGGCGCUCCUCAGGAUUCUCGUCUCCCAGAUGCAUGCGCUGCCCCUCGCUGUGCGCGUUCAGGCGAAGGCCAGCGAGGCAGGGAAACCACACAAGUCCCUCUCGAUUUCCGACCUUUUCGUCGACCAUGCCCCGAGCCUCAGUGACUACCGCGAAUUCUUCAGCUUGUUUUUCUUUCUUUCCUCGGACCCGACUUUGCUUGCGGCGUUCUUCCCAGCGCAGCGCAAAACGCAUGCACCUCACACUCCCUCGCUCGGCCUCUCGCCGAUGCCUUGCACGCAGCGCAGUCUUCUGCGCCUCCUGCUCUGGCUUCGCUCACGCUCGAUCUCUCCCGCCUAUCUCCACCAGGCGCAGCCGCGACCUCCACCUGCCUCCUUCUCUCUCGUUCCCCGUCCUGGCGGCGACGCCGCCGCCUGCGUCGUCCCCGCCGCGUCCUCGCCUUCGCCUGUGUCUCACCCGACCCAGACUGCGAGCAUGGGUGGGCGCGGCGGCCAUUGCUCGCGGCGUCCGGCGGCAGCUGCGAGUGCAAGUUUGGAGUCGUUUUCGGAUUUCUGGACUCGGCGCCGCCUCCUCAGAGCUGCCGUCGAAGAAGGCGUCGGCGGAGAAGCUUGUGCCUUCCUCGAGAGUUUGGCGGCAACGUCCGCGACCUCAGAGACGUUUCUGGCUGGUGAGAGGGGGAGAGCGCGGAACGCUCCAGGAUCCGCCUUCUCGCCGCUUCUCUCUCCCUCACUCGUUCGCGCUUGUGGCGUCCUCAGCAGUCCAGAGCAACAUGGCCCCGGCUUCCUCUUUGAUCGCCGAAGCCUCGUCCUCCUCGCCACUCACGUCACUCUCCAGGCCUUUCCCCUCUGCCGCCCCGGCGUCGUUUCGGAGACAGAGAGAGAGCGCCUGCCGAGCGAGUGGAGGCAAUGUGGGGAAGACGAACGAAGCGUUUACCUGCACCCCCAUGAAAGAGUCGAGAAUCUGAGGCCCCGCGGCAGACGCCGAGGAGGCGCAGGAGGCGCAUCUCGGGAGACGGACCCGGGGGAACUGCGCAUAGGAGACAGUUUCAGAAGCAAGGAGACAGGAAGGAGGCGAGAAGGGGACUCAUCCGUGGAAGCUUCCUUUUCUGGAUGUCUCUUGGGCGAGGCGUGGAUCGCCGGCGCCUUUGCAUGUCGCGUCGGAGUCGGGGAGUCUCUCGCCGACGCCCAACUCUCGCUUCUGGCGGCCUUCUUCCAGCUGUUGUGCGUGAGCAGAGAACGGGGGGUGUUUCCGCUAUAUUAUCUGCCAAAGAAAGAAGGAAAUUCGAGCGUACAGAAUGCGCUCGAAGCUGGCGAAGAAGGAGGCCGCAGCGCGGAGCCAGAGAAGAGCCGCGAGGCCUCUUUCGCGUCCUCGCCUUUGAGCGACGUCCAACCACCCUUUCAAGCUGCGGUUUUCCCAGUUCUCUCGAGUCUUGUGGAGAUCUGCGAGCGCGAGAAGUCGCUCUCCAGCGCCUCCUGUGGGCUUUUUUUCAGAAGCGAGUUCUUCCGCCUGCUCGUCGCUCUCGCUCUCCAACUCGUGACAUGCAACUGGACAACAGACGUACGCGGGGCCGCGGCGCCUUCGCGCCUUCUCCUCCGGGCGUCGCAGGCUUCGCUGCAUGCAACCGAGAAGAGUCUCUCGAGCUCGGCCUUCGCGUCGCGUCGCGCUUCGUUGUCGGCGCCGCCGCUCUCGCCUCUUCUUCGCCACCCUGAGGAGCUGGACGACUUCUCUCAGUGUGGCAGCCUCACGCCUUCUCGCCGCGGCGGCGAGGUCGUUGUUUCCUUUGCUCUCUGCCCCGCAGUCGCCUCAGGCGCGGAAGGGCCGUCCAUGGAUACUUCGCGGUCGCGUGACCGCAGCCGCUCGCCGUCGCCCUCUGCGGCCCUGAGUUCCGGAGAGCAGAGCUACUUCCUCUCGCGAUUCUCGGCGAAGAUCCAGCCGCUGGCCGACGCGACGGGGAGCGCGGGACGCGCCGCUUUCCUCUCGCCCGUGUGGCAAGACGAGGCGCUCAAAGGCGCAGCGGGAGAGAGCGCCCAUCCGCCGCUCGCCUUCCUCGCCAAGCCUCUCUUCGCGGCAGGUGUGCGACAGCCUUGCAUCCCAAGUGCAGAGAUCCUCGACAACCUGGAGCGCGCCGCAGCGCUCGCGGAAGCCUCCGAGUGCGACGCGGAGGACGCAAACGAGGUGGACACACGGGCGAGCGGGCAGAAGGAUGAGGAUGAGGAGAAGGAGAAGAAGGCUGCGAGCUUGCGAAGGCGUUUGCGCGCCAGCGAGCUCCUGUUCGCAGUUCAAAAGGGUCUCCUCGAGGUUGUGCGAGAGAAGGUGUAUCAGAAGACAUGUGGUGAGGGGGUCGAGGGUUUCUCGGAGCGCUUCGUGGAGCGGAAACGAGAAGAUCAGAAGCCUCGGAAACAGGUCCAUCUCCCUGCCUUCGCGUCCUCCCUUUCCUUCUUCCCAAACGCUCCUUCCGGGGCCGACGUGGACGCCCCCGGAGUCCAUCUAGCAGGCCCAGGAACCGCGAGGCGAAGUGGCGUCUUCUCUCCUCGGUACCCUCCCGUCAGCGACCUCCAACUCUCUGCACUUCUCCUCGCCUCCGCCAUUUCUUCCGAAACGCGGCAAGAAAAAACAAAGAGAACUGCCUCUUCUGGCUCUCCACGGUCGCGCCACACCGAGCACCCAGGCCCAGAUGCCGGGGCGGGACCUCGCGCGCGAGAAAAGGCGCUGCAUGCAAUUUGCAGAAGAAUUCAACAGGCGACACGAGCCGCAGGCCACCAGCUGCCUGAGGAGGCAGACCUUCUGGACUUGUUGGCUGCGCUCUACGGCUUCACAGUCUUCUCGACCGUCUGGAGUUUCCUCUCCCUGUCCUCCGGAGCCGAUGGGGCCUUGCCUUCUCUGCAGAGUUCGAGGAACUCGGACGCCAGAGAGGAAACAUGUCCCUCGCCUCUCGUGACAUUCUGGGCGGGGGCCCUCGAGUCGCAGCUCGCGGAGCUGCUCGACCAAACCGAGACGGUGUGGGGUCGCUCCGCAGGGGCGUCUCCCAGUGUCUCCGAAUCCGCGCCUGCCUUCUUCUCUGAGUGCUUCGCCUUCUCCGAUUCGUCGGCGGUUUCAGAAGAAACGCGAAUCGCCACUCUCCUCGCCAAGACCCCAGGAGUCCCCUGUCUCGUCCGAGUCUCUGCGUUGUUGCGUCUGAGUCUCCCGCGGCUCUUCCUCAAUGCGCUUGUCUCGCUCCUGGACGCCUCGGUGGCUGCUGUGCAUGCGCGGAGGCGCGAGGGAGACCGCCACGAAGAGAAGAAACCCGCGGAGCCGGGUGUAGCGACACCUCGCCUUCUGCACCCCCUUGCGGCCUCUCGGCGAGCCUCCGAAGACGGCUUGGCUUCGUGGCGCAGGGCGUCCCGAGCGGAAGGGCGUGACGCGAGUUCCCUUUCGACGGAGACAGACGCAGACCCCACCCUCGAGCCUUUCGACCCGCUGGUGGCAUGCGCGCUUCAGAGGGCCCUCGAGCGUCUCCCGCUGCGCCCGCGCCGGCGCGCUGUCUCCUUUUUCUCGCACUCGAAACCUCCCGGCAAGGCGCCAGACGUUUUCGAAGACGAAGCCGCAAGCGACGCUCUGGAAGGCGACCCCCUGUCUUCGCCCCCAGCCCCCCUGCGUGCGUUUCUGCAGCUGCCGCUUGUCCGCUUUUUCUCUCCCUUGGCGGGCAGUCUGUCGGCACAGAUUCAGCAGCACAUAGCGACUCUUAACUCCUUAUUUCCCGGUGUAGCUCCCGUCGUCACGCGCGAGCUCUGGGCGUCUCAACAUCUUCUUCUGCGCCAGCCCGUUGCUCGAUGUAUCUCUCUCUCCCCUCUGGACGCUUUUGGAGACAGAGCAGCUUCUGCCGGUUCAGGUCCCGAGAGUCAGCGAGAUGAAGACUCGCUCUUCUCCCCCAAGACGUCGCUGCUCCUUCACGACGCGAGCUUCUUGGUCGAGGAAGUCGCGCUGCGAACGCUCGGGUCCUACGUUGCCUUCUUUGCCCUCCUCCUUCAGUCGGGAGUCACGCCGCGGAGACCGGGGGGCGCAGCCGCGCUCUUCAGCAGAGCCGCGGCUGCUGCUGCGCCGCUGCUCGACGCGGGCGACGGCGAAGGAUUUUUUGUGGAACUGCAUACGUGCAGAAACAGUCGAGGCGCGAGACAGGGCGCAGGGCUCCUGGAGGCGCCCCCGACAAGCGAGAGAGAACGGUGUACAGACAGCAUAGACAGCAUCGCGAACUCGCACUCUGACGCCUGCCGCUCUUCUCUGUUCUCCCUAGCGAAGUCUGUCAGUGCCUCCCAUCCGUCGUUGCCUGGAGCGCUUCUCGACGCAGACUUUUUCAUCUCUCUGCUCACUCUCGCACCGUUCCAGAGUUUCUUGCAUCCUCUGAGAACCCCCGCCUUCCUGCCGCUCCCGCGCUCGCCGCAGAAGGACGUCGCCCCGACGGUCUCUUGGCUGCCGGCCUACGAGGCCUUGGUCACUUCUUCUCAGGACGCGUCUUGUGUGGGGAAGAAGAUUCGAAGGUCGCCUUCCCACCUGCUGUUCUGCAGGCUUCUCGGGCUCCUAGCCUUAGGCCUUCGUCAGCUCAGGCCUUCUUCGGGAGGCUGUGCUUCGCCCUCUGGAUUCAUCCCUGGAGACAGCGGGGUCGAGUGCGGGACCCAGCUGACGACAGAAGCCGCCGGGAGAGACAGAGAGAGAGCGAGAACUGCGGGACUGAUUCGUAGUCUCCAACUCCUUGACGGGCGCAUGCAGUUCGUUCUCGGGCCUCAAGGCUUCGCCCAAACCCCACAGCUCGCCACCCUCGAAGAGGCUGCGUUGUAUGCACAACUCCUGACGCUUCUGCCCCCCUGGAGAUCCAUGGAGAUCGAACAACAGCAACUUGUUUGGAGAUGGUUCAGUCUGCUGAGGGAUUUCGCGCUCUCCGUUGUUCACGGCUUGUUGCUUUCGCUGGUCGACGGGACCUGCGUCCUGCGCCCCGUCUCGCUCUUGGAGUGUCUGGCAUGUCAGCCGCCGACCGCCUCUUCUCCGCGUUUCUCGGCUUUCUGUGCCUCUCCCGACGACCCAGAAGGCCGCGGAGAAAGUCGCGAGAGAAGGGCAGAGCACAGACAGAGGCGGGCGUUUUGGGGGGACGGCGGCUUUGCCGAAGCCUCGCUAAGCGAAGAUACCGGAGAGUCCCGACGCGUCAUCCCCUCGACCUUUGACCAGCGAGGCAUCUAUCUGAUGCUUCAGAUCUGCAACCACGCGGUGUCUGCGUUCUCCAAAUUCGGUUUUCUGCUCCCGCUGUCGCAUACGCUUCCUCCGCCGCCGCCGUUCUUUCUUCCGGGCUGCGCCUGUUGCUCUUCUUCUUUUGCGCGUUUCUCUUCAGCCACCUCACGUUGGUGUCGCCGCGUUCGAGCCGUCUCUCCUAAGAGUUACUGUACCUUAAUCACCUCUCUCUUUUCGUCUCCCCGCGACGAGGAGACGCGGCUGGCGAGCCCGGGUCGAGCAGGGAGACAGGGAAGAGAAGGAAACGAACGCAAAGACAAACAAGAAGAAGAGAAACGUGAUGCGGCGCUCGUGCGAGAGCGGGAAACCGAGAAAGCAGAAGGCCCCCAGGGGGAAGAACAAAGGGUACUGGAACGGAGAAGACACUUGCUGAGAGACGCCGAUGUCGAGUCCGAGAUCCCUCCGCCAGAGCGGGAGGCACCGACGCCGAGAGGAGGCAAAUGCGCAAAGAGAAACGCUGCAGCACGCGAAAGGCGAGACUUUCUGCCCACAGCAGACGAGGUGGCACAAACGCUGGCCGCUUUCGUGGAGAUCGCGAGGUCUCUGGCGAAGGCUCUUGAAGAACUGGCAAGGGAAGACAGAACGCCUCCGCUGGCAGUGCUGACAGCGGGCGACCGGCGUUUCCUCCCUCUCUCUCUCUUCCUGCGGUGCGAGGGACCCUACAUGAACCGCGUCUCCACUCUCUGUUCUUCGCCCCGGCCUUCUCAGCGACAAACGUCGGGGGAAAUGUCUCUCUUGGCUUCUGGAUGGGCCAGAAGUCCAACUCCCGGUUCGGUGUCUCCUUCGCACAGCAGUGUCUGCGGCGCGGGGCGCGCGAGCAGCGUGGUGAGCAUGACGGCGGCAGGCUUCUUGAGUGAAGAGACACCUCGUGAACUCGCAAGGAGAGAUGUAUUGAAAGACACUGGACUCAAGGACGGAGGGGGGCUGGGGAGAGACGGAGCGUCCGUCGUCUCCACGCGUCGAGGUCCGAGCACGGAGCUUCAGGGUGGAUGUGCGUCUUUCUCGGUCGUCUCUGCGGGUCGCCAGCGCGCCGAACAGCGGCGCAGCCUGCAGCGACGGCGUCGGAGCUCGCCAACAGUGACAGCGUGUCGCGUGGACCGAGUGACUCCGCGCGGUUGUGUGGCGUCUCUUCUCGUCUCCAAAGAAAACGAGCAGAGAUGUCGAGGCAGAGACGAGGGCCUCGCUGCCCCUUCGCUGCUUGGCAUCGGAGAAGAAGACGAAGAACUCGAAGUCGUCUGUCCCGAUCUUCUCCUUCAAGAGGCGCUCUGGGAACUGCUAAGAGACACACUGGAAAAAGCUAUGGCCGCAGGAACACAGAUCGUCAAUGCGUUCGUGGCGCAAAACAUCUUGCGGCCCUACGCGGACGCGGCGAAGCAGUUCCUGCUGCUCCUCAUCCACCUGGGCGCGGUGUCCGGACACCCUUCGAUGUCUUCGCUUCCUUCGCCUUCGUCUUUCUUGCCUGCGGGCGCUGCUCAUUUUCUUCGGGCGACUGAGACCAAGGGAGAAGAAACUGGAAAAGAAAUCUUUUCUGGGGCGUCGAGCCGCAACUUUUACGCGACGCUUCUUGAGUACCUGCUCAAGCGCUACGCUGUCGAAGAGAAGAUCUUUGAGGCUGCUCAGGGCGUCAGGUUUCCGUUUCUCCUCGAUCUUCGUGGAGAAAAGAGAAAAGCUGAGGGAGCAGAUAGCGACGUAGAAUCAUAGCGAAUCGCAGGACAGAAACGUUCAAAGUUUCCGUGGAGUCCUCAGAUGCUAUGAUUUUGAUCGGGACUGCCGCACUGGGAAGAAUUGUCGCUGAGAAAGAAUUAUCUGUAACUCCUUGUGGGGGUUUGUGCGUUGAGCUGGACUAUUGGUUUACAUCUUGAAAGCCUCGUUUCACCUAGUUGAAGUUCUCUGGUGCCUUCCUGACCACCUUGUUACGUGGCAGAAAAACGCGUUUCGGGCAUUCCCCCCUGCGGUCGUUUACGGCAAAAAACGAAUGUCUUCGGGACGGACUUAACAUUACCGCACUGCGUUCUGCAUGUAGAGUCAUGAAAUCCAUGCGGCUUGGGGAGUUCCCCCCUGCCGAGGUGGCGGGCAAAGGACCUGAUGGUCCACUCUGGCAGAAGCCUUGGAUGAAUCUCGUAAUUGGAGUAAUAAUAGUGAUUGCAA
Toxoplasma gondii ME49 is the source of this 17364-nucleotide messenger RNA. RefSeq lists its product as hypothetical. The record is from RefSeq and is a predicted model, not a curated record. The coding region runs from base 1 to 16917 and encodes 5638 amino acids. The transcript is spliced from 11 exons. NCBI's taxonomy places the organism in Eukaryota, Apicomplexa, Conoidasida, Eucoccidiorida, Sarcocystidae.